AUGUCCAGCAGCAUGCGCAUAUCCAACUCUGCCUGGCGAAUAGUAUCUCGGGCCAGCUCCUCAAGGCCCAUCCUGUGCACAUCGGGACAUCAUGCACCUCUCCCUCGUCCUUCUCAUCUGAUCCUCGCUCAACGAACCGCAACGAGCACGUCUGAACCUCCUUCAUCUACUGAUCCUUCGUUCGCCAAAGCAUUAAGAUUAUUAGAAGACGGUACACGGCUGAUAGAGUCUGGCGAUGUCCAAGGCGCUCUGGAGAAAUACAAAGAGAGCGUGAAUGUGAAAGAGACAAGUGGAGGGUAUUUCAACCUCGGGGUUUGCGAGUAUACCCAGAACAAUCACCCAGGAGCUAUUAAAGCUUGGGAGAGGUCUAUAGCUUUGACACCCUCAGCAGAUGCUUAUACCAACUUGGCUUCCGCAUAUAUCAUGAUGAAGCCGCCUCAAGCUGCAUUGGCCAUAAAGCACUUGACGUCUGCACUGGAACUGACACCUGAUGACCCCGAGGUUGCUUUUAACCUUGCUGCUAUCCUUGAAUCGACUGGAAACCUCGAAGCCUCGUUGAAGAUGUACGAACGAGCAGAAAAGGGAGGAAUCGAACGUGCAGGCCAGAAUAUUCGAAGUGUCAGUGCAAAGAUCCUGGCUGGGUCUGGAAGCGCGCAGGCCUGA
Molecule: messenger RNA, 663 nt
Organism: Kockovaella imperatae
Lineage: Eukaryota; Fungi; Basidiomycota; Tremellomycetes; Tremellales; Cuniculitremaceae
Exons: 8
Coding region: 1-663 (220 amino acids)
Biological process (GO): protein O-linked glycosylation
Molecular function (GO): protein N-acetylglucosaminyltransferase activity; protein binding
Source: RefSeq, a predicted model, not a curated record